AUGAAGUUCACUCACGGCAUCUGGGAAGACCGCCGAGACACCCUCAUCUACAGUGCAACCGAGGUGGCACGCGUGACUCAACCUGAACCUGGUUCCAUCAAAGCGCUGUGCGCCACUCGCCAUGUUGCCCACCGUGGAAAUACUCUCAACCGCCCGACGAUCACCUUGAGCAUGUCAGCGGCUGGACCUGGCAUUAUCUCAUGUGUCGCGACACACUUCAAGGGCAUGAACAAAUCCACCGAACCCCGUUUCAAGCUGUUUCCCCGAGGCAAGACACCGUUAGAUUCCUUGGAUGUCGCCGUUGGGAACGAUAGUGGUUGCUCAACGCUCUCGAGCGGUGACGUGCAGGUUGUCCUGGACCACGCAGCCUCCAACUUCUGCCUGGACUUCCAAUCGACGGCUGGGGGGACAAAGGUGGCCCGUAUAGGCUAUCAAGGUCUACAAUAUAUUGUCGGUCCACCAAACCAACAUGCGCCGAUCCCGUUGGAAGCCAGUACAAAGAUUGCCGAUCCGUAUUACCGUCCCCAGCCGGGAGCAAGUGCGAAGCCCUACAUGUCCGUUUCUUUCGAUCUACAAGUAGGCGAGCUUGUGUACGGUCUUGGAGAGCGAUUCGGGCCACUUAGUAAGAAUGGGCAAAGCAUUGAUCUAUGGAAUGAGGAUGCUGGAACGUGCACACCACACACGUACAAGAACAUACCAUUCUUUUGGACGAAUCGAGGUUAUGGGGUUUUCUUUGACCAUUCGGAUGUUUUGUCGCUUGAAAUCCAGACCGAAAGACUAGCCAAGAUCCAGACUUCUAUCCAGGGUGAAGAGAUUAGAUGGUUCGUCAUACACGGCCCAACACCGAAGGAUAUUCUUAAACGAUAUGCCACCCUGACGGGGCAUCCGGCCCUACCCCCAGCAUGGUCCUUCGGCCUCUACCUCUCCACGUCGUUCAUUACCGAUUACAGUGAAGAGACUGUUACUCAGCAGCUCGAUGAGAUGGCGGAACACGGCAUACCUCUGUCCGUGUUUCACUUUGACUGUUUCUGGAUGCGCGAAUACACUUGGACAAGCUUCAAGUUUGACCCAGUCAAAUUUCCUGACGCUCAGAACUUCCUAGGAAACCUUCACCGGCGGGGUCUGAAGGUGUGUGUAUGGAUCAAUCCAUACAUCGCGCAAGAAUCCGAAGUCUUCGACGAGGCAAUGGAACAGAACUACCUGAUCAAGCGCCUCGAUGAUACUGUCUGGCAAGGUGACAACUGGCAAGCUGGAAUGGCUGUAGUAGACUUCACCAAUCCUGCCGCCGUCCAGUGGUACAAGGAUCACUUGAAAGUGCUUCUUAAGCUGGGAGUUGAUACGUUCAAGACUGAUUUCGGUGAGCGCAUCCCGUGGGAGAACGUGCAGUAUCAUAACGGCAUGGAUCCCCGACAAGGACACAACUAUUAUGCUCUCCUGUACAAUCAGACUGUGUUUGACGCUAUAUGUGAAGAGCGUGGCGUGAACGAGGCAGCUGUCUUUGCCCGAGCUGCAACAGCCGGAGGACAGUGUUUCCCAGUUCAUUGGGGAGGAGACUGUGAGUCGACCUGGUCAGGUAUGAUCCAGUCACUGCGAGGAGGUCUGUCCCUCGGCAUGUCAGGCUUUCCGUUCUGGUCGCACGACAUAGCCGGUUUCAUCGCCCAAGGCUUGUCCACGGACAUCCCUGACCCCAGCAUCUACAAGCGAUGGGUGCAGUUCGGGCUUUUGUCAUCACACUCUCGCCUCCAUGGCUCCCACACUUAUCGAGUACCGUGGCUAGUAGACGAAGAGUCCAUCCGAGUGCUGGCCAAGUUUUCACGAUUGAAAAAUACUCUGAUGCCGUACAUAUUCUCCCAAGCCAUCGAUUGCUGCAAUAGGGGGCUCCCGAUGCUGCGGGCCAUGGUCAUCGAGUUCCCCGAAGACAAAACAUGUGCGGCCCUCGACGAACAGUACAUGUUUGGCAGCAGUCUCCUUGUGGCGCCCAUUUUCAACGACAAAGGGACUGUCGAGUAUUACGUACCUCAUGGAACUUGGAUUGGCCUUCUUGACGGAAAGGCGCGUGUUGGUCCAGCAUGGAUUAGCGAAACGUUUGACAAUUUUCACCUUCCUGUGCUGGUUCGGGAAGGCCACGCCAUCUUGUUAGGAACAGGUGAUCGUCCCGAUUACGACUGGCCCAGUCAUUUAACAGCUCUUGCAAUUGGUAAGUUGCCAGCGGACGUGGCAUUGGAGGUGCCUGUUCCCUCGGCAUCUGCUGUAGGCACAAUUGAUAGUGUCCUGAAGAUCUCAGUUUCUGGGCAAGGCGACCCCCAGAUAGACACUGAGGGGGCUGGUGGCGCACCAAAGGUGCUUGUCCUUGGACCCGAUUCUCACUUGUGA
This is a messenger RNA of Fusarium subglutinans, 2373 nucleotides long. Its product is annotated as glycoside hydrolase family 31. The coding region runs from base 1 to 2373 and encodes 790 amino acids. Gene Ontology annotation, biological process: carbohydrate metabolic process. The transcript has 3 exons. Gene Ontology annotation, molecular function: carbohydrate binding; hydrolase activity, hydrolyzing O-glycosyl compounds. Lineage: Eukaryota; Fungi; Ascomycota; Sordariomycetes; Hypocreales; Nectriaceae. The record is from RefSeq and is a predicted model, not a curated record.